GCAUAGAAGCAGCAAUUUCAAACUAGUUGCUGGAAAGACUGUCGAAAAGCAACUUUGCUUUCUUCAACAUGUCACAUUUUCUGUAUCCACCAUCAACUACAUGCAACUCAUUUGAUUAAUAUCAACUUCCACUCUCCUUCAUAUAAACCUCAGAGUAUAUAAGAUUCCAUAGUUACAACAUGCCUGAAGUUUACCACAAAGAUCCUGCUGGAUGUCAAUUACUCAGCUAUGAUUACAAUGGAUUUUUGGUACCACCAUUUCCAAAUGUUCAAGAACAUCUUGACAAACUUCCAGAUAUGCCAGUAAGAGAUGAUGAUGUUUUUCUUCUCGGUUACAUGAAAUCAGGUUGUCACUGGAUGUGGGAAAUUGCUGGAAUGUUAGUUAAUGGUUCUGCUGAUUAUAACCCAGAACAGAAAGGUGUUGCAAUGAUGGAGCUGAUGGACCAAGAAAAACUAGACCAGCUUCCAUCACCCAGAGUUCUAAACAAUCACAUGUUCUUUCAUCAUUUACCAAGAGAGAUACUUACCAAAAAAUCUAAAAUGAUUCUCAUGACACGCAACCCUCGUGAUGUUGCUGUUUCUGCCUACCACCAUUUAUUUCAGUUAAAGUUCAUGUAUCAGUAUGAUGGAGAUUGGAAUGGCUUCUUUGAACUGUUUUUAGAUGGCAAAUUGAAUUAUGGUAGCUGGUUUGAAUAUACGCAACAGUGGGAGAAAGAUAUCAAAGACCAUCCUGAACUACCCAUUUUGAUAGUUAAAUAUGAAGAUCUUAAAAAGGAUCCAGUGAGCAAUGUGGCUAAAGUGGCUGAAUUUUUAGGCCUUCCUAAAAAUGACCAACUUUUUGAAGAUAUUGCUGACAAAUGUUCUUUUGCUAAAAUGAAGGCAGUAAAACCUCUUCUACCUGAAUUUUUUCGAACUCCUGGUGAAUCAUUGUUUCGAAAAGGUGUUGUUGGAGACUGGAAGAAUUGGUUCACAGUUUCUCAAGAGGAAAGAUUCCAAGUGGAAUGUGACAAAUUUGACAAGCAGUCUACGCUGUUUAGUACAACGUACUAAAUAUCACUUUAAUGUUAGUAUGACUUUCUCAUAGACAUUUUUAUACCAUAUAUCUACCAUUUCAAAUUAGUUCUAAUUUUAUAUCAUGGACAAAUCUGGGGACUGAAUUUAAUUCCAAAGAUUUUAUUUUUGGUACAGCUUAUAUAGUUGGAUGCCAUUCCUGACACCAGCUACGUUACAGCUGGCAAAAAUGAGUUGUACCUGUAGUUCAAAGGACCAGCCUUGUCACAUCCUGUAUCAUGCUGAAUCUUCCUUAAGGGCUCACAUGCUGUGGAGUACUCAGCCACUUGCAUGUUAAUUUUAUGAGUAGGCUGUUCCUUGGACUGGAACAGUUGCCAUUAUAACUGACAGUGCUAUCUAAAUCAUGCGCAC
Molecule: messenger RNA, 1421 nt
Organism: Octopus sinensis (East Asian common octopus)
Lineage: Eukaryota; Metazoa; Mollusca; Cephalopoda; Octopoda; Octopodidae
Product: sulfotransferase 6B1
Exons: 6
Coding region: 180-1049 (289 amino acids)
Biological process (GO): sulfation
Cellular component (GO): cytoplasm
Molecular function (GO): sulfotransferase activity
Source: RefSeq, a predicted model, not a curated record